AUGACGGAGAAACCUUUAGGCUUCGGCUACCAGUUCGCGGCUGGGGCCAUCGCCGGUGUAUCUGAGAUUCUCAUCAUGUACCCCCUGGAUGUCCUCAAGACGAGAAUACAGCUGCAAGGCAAAGCGCCGGUCCCAGGACAGGACUACUACACCGGCAUGCUCGACUGUUUCAAGAAGAUCGUGAAGAACGAAGGUCCCUCACGUCUGUACCGCGGAAUCGGAGCGCCGAUUAUGAUGGAGGCGCCGAAGCGAGCGACCAAGUUUGCAGCCAACGACUCGUGGGGGCUGUUCUACCGUAACCUGUUCGGCGUCGAGAAACAAACGCAGCCGCUGGCCGUCCUCACGGGCGCCACGGCCGGCGCGACCGAAGCUUUCGUGGUGGUCCCCUUUGAACUGGUCAAGAUCCGCCUACAAGACCGCGCCUCGGCCGGCAAGUACACCGGCAUCGCGGACUGUGUGGUUAAGACGGUGAAAGCCGAGGGUCCUUUGGCGCUGUACAACGGGCUCGAAUCGACGCUGUGGCGCCACAUUCUCUGGAACGCGGGUUACUUUGGUUGUAUUUUCCAGGUCAAGGCGCUGAUGCCCAAGGUCGACAAGAGUGACAAGGGGAAAGCCAUGUUUACGGAUUUCGCGUCAGGCACGAUCGGUGGAACUGUUGGUACCAUUCUCAACACUCCCAUGGACGUGGUCAAGUCACGGAUUCAGAACUCGCCCAAAAUCGCCGGCUCCAAGCCCAAGUAUAAUUGGGCCUGGCCUGGCCUGGGUACUAUCAUGAAGGAGGAAGGCUUUGGCGCGCUUUACAAAGGAUUCUUGCCCAAGGUCCUCAGGCUGGGCCCGGGUGGUGGUGUGUUGCUUGUCGUAUACACCGGUGUCAUGGAUUGGUUCCGCCAAAUGGGGUCUCAGCCUAUCUGA
This is a messenger RNA of Capronia epimyces CBS 606.96, 912 nucleotides long. RefSeq lists its product as uncharacterized. The record is from RefSeq and is a predicted model, not a curated record. Bases 1 to 912 code for a protein of 303 amino acids. NCBI's taxonomy places the organism in Eukaryota, Fungi, Ascomycota, Eurotiomycetes, Chaetothyriales, Herpotrichiellaceae. The transcript is spliced from 4 exons. Gene Ontology annotation, biological process: transmembrane transport.